UGGCGAGCAGGCUGCGCCAGAUUGUGAGAGAGCCGGCUGGUGAAGCCCACCCUUCUCUUCCUCGCCUUCUGCUAGUGUGUGUAUGUGUGUGUUUACCUGUCGUUCUUUCGGUUCACUUACUCUUUCGUUUUCGUAUCUCGUAUCAUGCUCCGCAAAAUGCACCGGAGGUUUUCAUUCUUUUCUUCACCGCCAGCAAUUGCGGCGUCACUGUUGCUGGCGGGCUCGACAUUCGCAAUCGAGCUCAAUACCACCGACACGACCUCUAUCUCCGCGGCGGCCUCAAGGGUCGCCUCGGGGCUGUUCAAGAAUUAUUACAAUAACGCAUCUACCGCCGGGCACUUUAACCAGCCGCAGCCUUGGUACUGGUGGCUCUCGGGGUCGGGCUGGAAUGGCCUCUUGGACUAUACGGUAUAUACCAGAGACACGCAAUAUCAGACGGCUCUGCUGGCCGCCAUAUCCGAUAACCUCGGCUCGGAUUUCGAAUUCGCCCCGGCGGAGCAGCAAAGCUGGGAGGCUAACGAUGAUCAAAUGUACUGGGUCUAUAAUGCGUUGACUGCGAUGGAAUACAAUCUCACGGCCGUUGACGGUGCUCCGUCGUGGGUGACUGUCGCCGAGAAUGCCUUCAACGCCUUCGCGCGGAGGUGGGAGGCUGACAGUCCGACAUGCGGCGGAGGCUUGAAGUGGCAGUACACCGAGACUGCCAACGGCUACUUCUACAAGAACGCUGUCACCAACGGGGGUUUCCUGCAAACCUCGGCCCGGCUGGCCCGGUACACGGGCAAUGCCACCUACGCUGAAUGGGCCACGAAGAUCUGGGACUGGUCUGCUGCGGUCGGGCUGGUCGGGCCAAAAUUCAAUGUCUUUGAUGGCACAUCGGAUGAAGGGGCUGACAACUGCACCCAGAUGUCUGCGGACCAGUGGAGUUAUAACGUAGCGACAUUCAUGAUGGGCGCUGGAAACAUGUACGCGUACAACGGUGCGAUGGGGUUCCCGGAGCAACAGGUCAUCUGGGGAUCUCGAGUGGAUGGACUGGUGGCCGCGGCAAACGCGACCUUCUUCUCACCACCGACGAACAACGCCACAGGAGUCAUGUAUGAACAGAAAUGUGAGGUCACAUCUGCGUGCAACCUUGACCAGACGAGCUUUAAGAGCUCCCUCUCGAGAUGGAUGGGGAAGACGGCGGUGCUCGUACCACGCGUUAGGGAUGAUAUUAUGGCACUGCUCGCCACCAGUGCGACGGCAGCAGCUGCGAGCUGUACAGACGGGACCUCAGAAAUCUCGUGUGGGAUGAAGUGGUGGACGGCCGAUGGUUAUGAUGGGUACACAGACUUCGGCUCCCAGCUUAGCGCACUGGAGGUCAUACAGAGCCUGCUGGUGACGAGCACGGCCGAGCCGGCGACGCUGAUUCCGGCGGCAUAGUUGUGACGGAGUUGUGACGGAGGAGUUUCUUGACCGGGGGCUUGACCGGAGGUACAGGCGGUUUUGUCCCUAUGUAAAUAUUUGCCACGUCGCUGAAAGCCCUCUGUCGCCUCAUGUGUGGACUUUUGGCGUCCUCGACUGAGAUAUGGGCAACCUGUACUCCCCACUAUUGUUCCAUUGAUAGCGCUGUGACUGAUAGAAGCAGAGAAGAAGCUGGUACCCUCAACCGUUGGGUAUUCCCCAUCCGUGAAUAUGUAAUCCGACUUAUCAAAAGGCUCGGAGCCAACUGAUAUCCCAGGAUGUGUCUUCUAAGCCGCGGGCCCCUUCGUCCCAUGUCAUUGGGUGUAGUUGGGACCAGGCGGUGUCAGCUGGAGAUGAGAUGGCGGAUGCGGACGCCGACUUGACCGGGGAAGCCAGAACAAUCAACCCAUCGAAGGCAGCACAGAGGCGUGCCUGCAGUGCCUCUCGCACGAGGCUGCAUAUACUCGCGGGUCUCGUGGUAAGUGCUAUUUUUGUACUAUUUAGUAACGCAUAGGGCGGACAAACACGGUGUGCCGGCAUGUGGCGCCCGGCGCGGACAUAGUCGGGGGUGGGUUUUGAUCGGCUUCUAGCCGUAGCCCACGGUCUGAG
Diaporthe batatas is the source of this 2049-nucleotide messenger RNA. RefSeq lists its product as uncharacterized. The transcript has a single exon. Gene Ontology annotation, molecular function: mannan endo-1,6-alpha-mannosidase activity. Gene Ontology annotation, biological process: fungal-type cell wall biogenesis; carbohydrate catabolic process. The record is from RefSeq and is a predicted model, not a curated record. Bases 145 to 1419 code for a protein of 424 amino acids. Lineage: Eukaryota; Fungi; Ascomycota; Sordariomycetes; Diaporthales; Diaporthaceae.